Ustilago hordei is the source of this 1719-nucleotide messenger RNA. RefSeq names its product putative general amino acid permease. NCBI's taxonomy places the organism in Eukaryota, Fungi, Basidiomycota, Ustilaginomycetes, Ustilaginales, Ustilaginaceae. Gene Ontology annotation, biological process: amino acid transmembrane transport. The record is from RefSeq and is a predicted model, not a curated record. The transcript has a single exon. Gene Ontology annotation, molecular function: amino acid transmembrane transporter activity. Bases 1 to 1719 code for a protein of 572 amino acids. Gene Ontology annotation, cellular component: membrane.
AUGUCGGCCGCUCAGGACACCAUUCUCGGUUCGAGCUCCUCUCACGAGGCAGAACACCACAGCAAGCUUCGAGCAGAAGAAGAUGGUGGCUCUAUCGACAAGAAUCUGUACACCACGGCAGCUGAAGAUGAUGUACGAGGCGGUGUUACGAACACAGAGACCGCACACCUCAAGAAAGGUUUGGAACAACGCCAUCUUUCCAUGAUCGCCCUCGCAGGCUCCAUUGGUACAGGUCUCUUUCUCUCGCUUGGUGGUUCGAUUCAGACCGGUGGUCCCCUUGGUGCGCUCCUCGGCUAUGCUGUCGUCGGGAGCAUCGUCUGUGCUGUCCAAUUCGCUCUUGGAGAGGUCUCGGCUCUUCUUCCUGUAACCGGCUCCUUCGUUCGUCAUGCCGACUUCCUGAUCGACCCUGCUUGGAGCUUUGCAGUCGGAUGGAAUUUGGUCUAUGGCAACGUCCUCUCCAUCCCAUCCGAGAUCUCUGCCAUCUGCGUUCUCUUCCAAUUCUGGACCGAUAUCAACUCUUCCCUUUGGAUCAUAAUCUUCAUCCUGCUCACCUUCACGGUCGGAGCAGCCUUCGUCCGCGCAUUCGGUGAAGUAGAGUUCUUCUUCGCUUCGCUCAAGCUCCUCACGGUCAUCUUCCUCAUCAUAUUUGGCCUUGUUGUCAAUCUGGGAGGCAUUCCAGGCGUCGAGCGCAUUGGUUUCAGAUACUGGAAGAACCCCGGUCCCUUUGUCGAUUAUAUCGGUACUGGAUCUUGGGGCAAGUUCCUCGGCUUCUGGUCUGUCAUGACCAAUGCUGUCUUCUCGUUUGCCGGAACAGAAUCUUUGGCUAUGGCUGCUGCAGAGACUCGCAACCCCGGCCGCACUAUUCCUCAUGCCUGCAAGCGCGUCUUCUUCCGCAUCGUAGUCUUCUAUUUGCUCGCUGUUCUAGUUGUUGGUAUGCUGGUCGCAUCUGAUGAUCCUCGUCUGAACGACUACACAGGCACUGCUGCCAUGUCGCCUUUCGUCAUUGCUGUCUCUACAGCUGGCUACUCGGCCGUCAGCUCCGUGAUCAAUGCCAUUGUCAUCACAUCGGCUUGGUCGUCUUCCAAUCAGGCUCUCCUUUCCGGCACCCGUGUCCUUUACGGUCUCGCGCUCAAGCGACAAGCUCCACGCUUCUUCCUACGCACCACCUCCUGGGGUAUCCCCAUCUUUUGCGUCCUAUUCUUCACCGCCUUCAUGUUCUUGAGCUUCAUGUCGCUCUCCUCCGGCGCUCUCACAGUCUUCUAUUGGCUAGUAGCUUUAACAUCUGCUGGUGUCCUCGUCUCUUGGUCGACCAUUCUGUUCAAUCAUAUCCGCCUCAGGACUGCCCUCAAGCGUCAGGGCAUCCCCGCUUCCGAACUUCCCUGGAAUCACGGGUGGACUCUCUUCUCCAGCUACGCCGCACUCGUCAUGUGCCUUAUCAUACUUUUCACUGGUGGCUUCGCUGUCUUUACAUCCGGACGAUGGGACACGAACAGCUUUGUGUCGAGCUACCUUGACAUUCCGCUCGUCAUUCUCUUCUUCUUCGGGUGGAAGCUGAUCAAGAAAACUAAGUGGGUCAAGUUAGAAGAUAUUCCGCUGAGGGAAGUUAUUGACCAGGCGAGAGAGAGAGCCGAACAGGCCGAGCUCGAGCAAGAAGCUGAAGACGCUCUCAAGACAAGCAACAGAACUUGGCUCAAGUUCAUAUCGUGGAUCUGGGACUAG